AUGAAAAAAUAUUGUAAACAAAUAUUCAUAUUAUCAAAUCAAUAUGAUAUUAAUUCUGUUAAAGAUACUUGUAUACAAUUGAUUAAUCUCGUUAAAACUGAUUCGUCAUCAACUGAUAAACAAACUGAAUCUAUGAAUACAGUUCUUAUACCACCUACAACGACAGUUUCUAUACAUUCAAAUAUUUCCAAUGACAAAGAGACUCAUCCUGUAUAUGUUAAAACACAUAAGAUUGCUACAAAUUUUAUAUUAUCUUUGAUUAGUCGUCGAUUAGCUGUACGAAAACAAUUAAAUAAUCGACUUUGUCGUCUAAGUGAUAUUAUGUGUUUUCUUGGUGUUUUUGGAAUUAUUCUUAUGACUAUUGUCAAUGAAAUAGGAUUUAAUCAAAUUGAUGAUGAAUAUGCUAAACUCAGUUGGUUUAUCAAAUUAACUAUUACUUUGUCAACAAUUGUUCUUAUUGGGUUAAUAUUAUAUUAUCAUCGUAUAGAUAUAAAUCUCUAUUCUGUUAAUAAUUCAAUUAAUGAUUGCCAUUUUACAAUAACAUACACAAAAAUAUUCUUAAUAGCAAUUGAAAUAUUAGUUUGUGCUAUACAUCCUAUACCUCAUUCGUUUCCUCUUCAUUCGAAUACAUCAUUAGAAAAUAUAAGUUCAAAUUCAACUGUAUCUACUCAUGAUACUUUUUCUUCUAUGGCUGGCGAUAUAUUACUUGGUUUGCCAAUGUUUGCUCGUCUUUAUUUAUUUGGUCGUGUUAUCAUGUUUCAUUCACAUCUAUUUCGUGAUGUAUCACUACGAUCCAUUGGUUAUCUUAAUAAAGUAUCAAUUAAUUUCUUCUUUCUUAUGAAAACUCAUCUUGAACGAUUUCCAACAAUUUGGUUAACAGCAUUUUGUGUAAUUCUCUGUAUUAUUGGAAGUUGGUGUUUACGUGCAUGUAGUUACUUACCAAACAAUCAACAUUUAUCAGUGCUUGAUGCAAUGUGGUUGUUCAUUGUGACAUUUAGUACGGUUGGUUAUGGAGAUUUGGUACCUUCUUCAUACUGUGGACGAAGUAUUGCUGCUAUAAUCGGUUUAGUUGGUGUCUUUUCAACGGCUCUUGUUAUUGCUGUUCUUGCACAAAUGCUUUUGUUGGAUCGAUGGGAAAAAUAUGUGCAUAAUUUUGCAUUGCAGGCGGAAUUGGAGAAAGAUCGUAAAUCACAAGCGGCAAAUGUAGUUAAAUUUACAGUAAAAAUUUGGUAUUUAAGAAAAAAACAUAGAUCUGGAUUAUCUAUUCAACAUCUUCAAGCACAACGGCAACUAUUUAAUGCAAUAGAUUCUCUUCAACUUAUUAAACAUAAACAACGAAAAUUAAUUGAUCGUUGUGUUGAUCAAAUUGAUAUAAUUACUUUACAACGCACUGCAAGUGAUAAAACAUAUGAAGUUACGAGACAAUUAACAUUCCUGAAAGCUAAAAUUGAUAAUAUAGAAGAGAAACUUGUUGACAUGAAUAUAAAUAUAAACAAUACAAUGAACGAUAUACAAAAAACACUUCAUAUAUUGUUGGAUAAAGUUGCGAAAUAA
Molecule: messenger RNA, 1554 nt
Organism: Rotaria sp. Silwood1
Lineage: Eukaryota; Metazoa; Rotifera; Eurotatoria; Philodinida; Philodinidae
Source: the annotation of a GenBank genome assembly